GAAAAAAGGACUAAGCUUUGAAGAGAAGAGAGCUCGCAUGAUGGAGAUCUUUUUUGAAACAUGUCUUUUAUGUUUUGCACAGAAAGAUGUGUUCCAGCUGAAGGAUAUUGAGAAGAUUGCUCCAAAAGAAAAAGGGAUUACAUCCAUGUCAGUGAAGGAGAUUCUGCAAAGUUUAGUUGAUGAUGGCAUGGUGGACACUGAUAGAAUUGGAACUUCCAAUUAUUUUUGGGCUUUUCCAAGUAAGGCUCUUCAUGCCAGAAAGCGUAAACUGGAAGAACUGCAGGCUCAGUUUGCGGAAAGCACUCAGAAGAAGGAGACUUUACAGAAAAGCAUUGAGAAAUCAAAAAUUGGACGUGAAGAUACUGCAGAACGUGCAGCUUUAAUAGAGGAACUUGCAGCUCUUCGGCAGAAAAAAGAGCAGCUAAAGGCAGAAAUAGACAAAUACAGAGAAUGUGAUCCAGAUGUUGUUGAAGAAAUGCGCCAAACUAACAAAGUAGCCAAGGAGGCAGCCAAUAGGUGGACCGAUAACAUCUUUUCAAUAAAGUCCUGGGCCAAGCGUAAAUUUGGAUUUGAAGAGAGCAGAAUUGACAAAAGCUUUGGAAUCCCAGAAGAUUUUGACUACAUUGAUUAAUGUUCAGCAGUUGAUUGCUGACACAGUUGUAAAUGUUAAGUAUUGCUCAUUUGGCAUUUACAGGUAUAUCUGAAUCCUCUCCAAACAAACUAUCCCCUUUUAAUUUUCAGAUUUUCUUAAAGUUAAUAAAAUUCUAAAAAU
This is a messenger RNA of Tinamus guttatus (white-throated tinamou), 772 nucleotides long. The record is from RefSeq and is a predicted model, not a curated record. NCBI's taxonomy places the organism in Eukaryota, Metazoa, Chordata, Aves, Tinamiformes, Tinamidae.